Notothenia coriiceps (black rockcod) is the source of this 618-nucleotide messenger RNA. RefSeq names its product hematopoietically-expressed homeobox protein HHEX-like. NCBI's taxonomy places the organism in Eukaryota, Metazoa, Chordata, Actinopteri, Perciformes, Nototheniidae. Gene Ontology annotation, biological process: cell differentiation; regulation of transcription by RNA polymerase II. The record is from RefSeq and is a predicted model, not a curated record. The transcript has a single exon. Gene Ontology annotation, molecular function: RNA polymerase II cis-regulatory region sequence-specific DNA binding. The annotation marks the transcript as partial.
CCAAGCACCAGCGAGACACCACCGCAACCUGAUGGACACCAACACACUCUAACGGUCUCCUCCUGCCUGGAAGACUCUCUGUUACGCGUUUCAGUGGACUGAAGACACUGUGAGUCAAAGUGGAUGUUUAGUAGGAUAUAAAGAAGUUGUUCUGAGAAAGAGGAAGGCUUUAGGGAGAGAAAAGAGGGACGCAGCUUUCCUUUAACUCGGUUCCAGCGCGCAGCACCAUGAGCGUCCCGCUUUACGCACCGACUCCCAUCCAGCCGGCCCACCCGACACCCUUCUACAUCGAGGACAUCCUGGGGAGGACUGCCUCCACCACCUCCCCAUCUUCCUCCUCAUCCUCCUGCUCCACUCCAAUCAUGCCUACACCGACCCUCCCGUCGCCCAACUCCUCCUUCACCAGUCUCAUAUCGCCCUACAGGACCCCGAUUUAUGAACCCACCCCGAUCCACCCGGCGUUGUCUCACCACGCCGCCGCUGCGUUCACCUACGCAUCCGCCGGGGCUUUUGCUGGCUCCAUCUACCCGUUCCACCACCACCACCACCACCACCACCAGCAGCACCACCGCUCCAUGGGGGACUACGCACAGGCGCUGCUGAGGCACGACCCUCUCG